AACAAUUCGCGAUGACCAGGACAGCCCACCACGCCCACCCCACCCCCUCCUACCCCGUCUACUGCCUCGACUGGGCCACAGACGACUCCCUCCUCCUCGGCGGCGGCGGCGGCGCGACGAAAAGCGGUAUCCAGAACAAGCUCAAAUUGUGCAAUGUCUCGAAAGACGGCAAGAAACUCAAGUAUCUGAAUGAGCUCUCUCUGAGCAACGAUGAAGAUGCGCCUAUGACUAUGGCUGUUGACAGGGCGAGCAAACAACUCGUGACUGGAAUAAAUGCCUCGCAAGAAUCCAUCCAGUCUGGCGUCAAUGAUAACGUCCGAGUGUACUCUUAUGGUGAUGAAAAGAUUGAGCUGGUAAAAGGCCAGAAGACGAUAGACGCUGCCUGGUCCGAUGACUUUCCCUACCAAAAACUUUCAGUCAUCUCGCCUUCUGGCAAGCUCCUCGCUGUGGGAAGCACAGACAACAAGGUCGCCAUUCUCCAGUUCCCUACACUGGAGCCAGUGACUGCUCUGUCCACUGAUGCCGAGCUUACCGACCUUGACUGGGGAGGUCCAGAUGGCAACUGGCUGGCCGUGACCACACUCUACGCCCUCGCCCUCUACCACCUCUCGCCCUCCCUUGCCAUCACUCUCAAACAAACCAUCUUCCCCCCAACGCUCGACAUUGUCCCCGUCGCUUUCCGCUCUGCCCGUUUCUCUCGCUCUUCCUCUACUCCGCUACACUUGCACUCCGUCCUCAACGCCUCCAAGGCGGCCAAGCGCGGAGGGCCGAGGAAGGCUUUCGUGUGUACCUUUGGAAUUGUGGCGGAGGCUAGUAAAGCGCCUUUGACUGAAGAGGAGAAGGCGACGGCUGAGAAGAGCGGGGCAGGGGAGGAGGAAGAUGUGGGGAAAUGGGAUGUUUUGGCAAAGAGGGAGGUUGCGGGGAAGCCUGUCACAGCGUUUGACGUUAGGUAUGCUCUUUCGUUAGUUUUGAGGGCUGCAACUGAUAUUCUUGCACUAGCUCUGAUGGCAAGAUACUGUCUUACGGCUGCUCAGACCUUUCUAUCGGUAUCCUCGACGCCCGAACUCUGGCCCCCCUCCUCAAGAUCCUCCACGCCCAUUCAUUCCCUCCCACCGCUCUGAAAUUCAACCCUUCAGCUUCGUUACUAGUAUCGGCAAGUGCUGAUAACACGGUGAGGGUGGUAGUCGUGCCGGCCGACUUUGGUGGCUUGUCUGCCCCGAUGAUCUUCCUGAUAUUGACCAUCCUCAUCUUGAUCUUGGCUUUGGCUCUGAAAAAGUAGGACAAGGGGUGUUAGGUGAGAUGCGUGAUCUACGGUAGAUGUUGGGAUAUAUACUUGUGUUGUACUAGGCUUGCUACAUGAAUAGAGAUGAUGUGAUUCG
Messenger RNA from Cryptococcus amylolentus CBS 6039, 1379 nucleotides. RefSeq lists its product as hypothetical. Gene Ontology annotation, cellular component: endoplasmic reticulum membrane. NCBI's taxonomy places the organism in Eukaryota, Fungi, Basidiomycota, Tremellomycetes, Tremellales, Cryptococcaceae. Gene Ontology annotation, biological process: protein secretion. The record is from RefSeq and is a predicted model, not a curated record. Bases 12 to 1121 code for a protein of 369 amino acids. Gene Ontology annotation, molecular function: protein binding; guanyl-nucleotide exchange factor activity; GTPase activator activity. The transcript has 8 exons.